This is a messenger RNA of Pistacia vera, 1966 nucleotides long. RefSeq lists its product as uncharacterized. Lineage: Eukaryota; Viridiplantae; Streptophyta; Magnoliopsida; Sapindales; Anacardiaceae. The record is from RefSeq and is a predicted model, not a curated record. Bases 427 to 1776 code for a protein of 449 amino acids. The transcript has 4 exons.
UUUCUCUAAAAUCCCCACCCGGAAAACCGAAGUAAAAGGCCGCGCACCACUGCGCCGCCUCCCUUCGUCAGCAAUGGCUGGUGCGCACUGCGCCGCCUUCUCCGUUCUUACAUCACAUACUAACACCACCCCAAAAUUACUAAAACCACUCCUUUCUUCUUCCAUCUCCAGUCCACGCCCUCCAAAAAAACUCACGAAGCGGAAAAAUCACUUGCGCCCCAAAAUCCUCAAAACCUAACAAAACCAUUCCCAAUAGAGCCCGUAAUCCCUAUCGUAUUGCCGCCUCAAAACGACACCUUUUCCGAGCCUCAACUCGAUGAACUCGUCGGAGUUGUCCCUGCCGUUGAUGAAGUCGAGGAAAUUGAGUUCACGGAGACCGAGGGUGUUGCUGGAGACUACAGUGGCAGUUUAGGUAAAUUGUCUGCAAUGUCUGUUUUGAAAGUUGGCAUGGGUUUAGUUGGGGUUUUGAUGUUACAAACAAUUUUUAGUGUUUGUUUUGGGGGAAAUUCAAAUUCCGACGAGGAAAACAAGAAUUUGGAUGCUUUCGAUAGGGGUAUUAAUAGAAUUAAAAAAGGGAACUUUUUGGUGGAUAAAAACGUGGUUGAUUUGGAUGGAACUGAGUUAGAAUAUAAAAUUAAUGAAAUUAGGGCAAUGGCCAGAGAAGUGCGAAAGAUUGAAGACAAGGCACGGGGAGGUGAUAACGAAAAAGGUGACAUUUUUGAUGAAUUUGUGAAUUCUAACAGUAGAACAGGCAUUGAAAAAGAGAUUGGCACACGAUUGUCUAAGUUGGAGAAGAAGUUGAAUUCUAGAAAAGGGAAGUCACCCGGAUCAUAUAUGAACAUUUUGAACGAGUUUAAGGGUGUUGAAGAAGCAAAAGAGAUGGAUGAGAGUAAUGAGACAUUAAUGUUUAAGAAAAAAAUUAAGUUUAGGAGUCCUACGAGUUUGAGAAGUGAUGCAAAGGGAUUUUCAGGUAUGGAGGAUAGUUCAACGUAUAAGAAAAAGAAGAAGAAGAAGAGUGGUAUAGCAAGUACAAAUCAUGAUUCAGGGGAAAGCAUUUCGGGGACAAUGGAAGGAGAGAAGAAUGGAACUGAAGCAUCAGAUAGAGGGUCAAAAGGCUUGCAAAAUAAAGCGGAAAACCUGGAGAAGAGGCAAAAGGAAAUGGGAGUGGGAACACUGACAAGAGAUACUGACCUGGAGAAGAGUCAAAGAGGGUCUUUGUUUGAAGUUAUGAAGUCUGGAGAAACAAAAGAUAUAGAGGCACUAAAGUUGCAGAACCUCACAAAAGGAAAGCAGGAAACUACCAUGAAAUUUGAUGAAGAUUCUCGGUGGGGUGGAAAUGGUUCAGCAGCGAACAUAGUCAGGGGUGAUCAAUCAGAUAUCAAGUCUGAUUUGUGGUGGCUGAAGCUUCCUUACGUUUUGGCUAUUCUCAUGCGUAGAGGUUUGGACCAUGAAGGUCCAGGAGGCCUUUUUACAUUAAGACUCACGUCUCAGGUGCAACACCAGAGUGAGAUUUCAUAUACGGUUGCUUUUGAGGACCGUGGUGAUGCUAAUAACUUUUGUUGUCUACUCGAAUCAUUUUUUGAGGAUCUAGGCGAUUUUAGUGCUGAUAUUGUACCUCUGUCCGUGAAAGAACUUCAUGAUGAAGUUAAAUCAGGUAUGAAGAACAUUGUUGUUGUGAAGAAGAGGCAGCUUAAGCUUUAUGCCGGACAGCCAUUAGCUGAUGUCGAGAAAGCUUUGUUCUCGCUGAUUGAACAAGGUAGCACAACCAUUUACUGAUUUCUUCUAUGGCUUGUGCCGUGUACACAAGAGAACAUUUAUUUGCUAGCACGUUGUUGUCCUGGCUGAAAUCACAAUUUUGCAGACAAUGUCUAGGUUUAUUUGGGAGAAAUAGCCUAAACUCUCCAGUCUCGCCCACUGUAAUUGACAAUUACAAUUCUUUUAUUGAUGUUGCUGAAAUCAUAAUUGA